ACCUGCAAGAUGUUGCUGAAAAUCAAUCAAUUCUCAUAAAGAAUAGUGUUACAUUUAACUUUACAGUAUGCUACAAAAUAAAAUUGAAUCAAAAAUGCAUACAACGGCAACAAUCGUCAUCUGCUUCUUAGCAGUUAUAUCCUAUCAAGCAUUGGACACCGCCUGCUAUAGACAGACCUACUACAACUCCACAAAUCUUUCUAACAGAGUUUUGGAGUAUAAUAGAAGCCAAGCUUACUACAACAUCUCUAGUUCCCAGCUGACUAGAGCUUUAAAGCUUGAUAGCAGUACCACGGAGCUUAGAAACAACAAACAGUUGUAUACGUAUAUCGGCCUGCGCGAAGGAAGGAUGCUUAGAUGCGAAAUGGGCGUUUUCUGCUGUGCGCGGUUCAACUCCCUAAACCAACCAAUCAGAGCCGUCGCUGUGGACAGAAACAAUCUGUACGCCGGCCUAGACAACGGCAUGAUGAUGAUGUGUCAGACCCAUGCUAAAGACUCGUGUUUCGUCCUAAACCGCGGAGGCGGAUCCAUCAAUGGUAUAGCCAUACAAGGCGAGUAUAUCUACGCGGGGUUGGACAACGGCAUCCUUUGGCGCUGCCGAAAGUACGAAGCCAACAGUUGCGAAGAUUUCACAAGGUUCCCUAACGAAUCGGUUGAGUCCCUGGCUAUGACAGAACAAUACAUCUUUGUCGGCCUCAGAUCUGGGGACAUGCUACGUUGCAAUGUUGACAUGCCGGCAUGUGUGGUGUUGAACUCUGCUAGACGUCGCAUCCUGUCAUUGGCUGCGUCUGGAGGCUACGUGUUUGCUGGACUUGAUAAUGGAAUAAUGUGGAGGUGUCGGAUAGAUAUUCGCGAUGGGUGUAUAGACUUCAACCGUGCCAAUACUCCUAUUAAUGCUAUGGCAAUUGUCGGACAGCAUAUAUACGCAGGUUUAGAGAACAGAGUUAUGUGGAAGUGUAAUGAGGGUUGGGCUGACUCGUGCUCUGAUAUGGAGAGAACAGAUCAUGUGAUUGAAUCAAUGGUUGCCUUUUACGCUUAAUAUUAAUUU
This is a messenger RNA of Plutella xylostella (diamondback moth), 1048 nucleotides long. RefSeq lists its product as uncharacterized. Gene Ontology annotation, molecular function: protein binding. NCBI's taxonomy places the organism in Eukaryota, Metazoa, Arthropoda, Insecta, Lepidoptera, Plutellidae. The record is from RefSeq and is a predicted model, not a curated record.